Messenger RNA from Phytophthora sojae, 597 nucleotides. RefSeq lists its product as hypothetical. The transcript has a single exon. The record is from RefSeq and is a predicted model, not a curated record. Lineage: Eukaryota; Oomycota; Peronosporomycetes; Peronosporales; Peronosporaceae. The coding region runs from base 1 to 597 and encodes 198 amino acids.
AUGGUGGCUGCUGGCGCUAAGAAGGAGGAACUGGACGGAGAGGACACAAGAAUUCUGCGAAUCGAAAGCGUGCACUCGGAAGCGUGGAGUGUGUAUGAACGCUGGGCUGCUUCACUUGGCGAGGUUAGUCCACUGAUGAUAGCCCAUUCUUCGCCACCAGCGGACAUACGAGGCACCAGCAGGUGCCCUCCUCGUGAGAUCGCCAUUGAGCUUCAGUUUGAAGCAACGAGCAUUAUUAACCACCUCGCGGAUGGCAUUCCGGCAGGUCCCGUUGAACCUCUUCCGGGUCCAGAGGCUAUGAUCAACGUCCGAAACCCGAAAAUUGCAGUCACUGCGUUGAUAAGCGCGAUCUGCUGCCCUGGGCCAACCUUCCCGGUGAUCAACGGGUUGGAAUUAGGUCAGUACAUUUGCCACGUCCAGUACGUUUGGAGAGGUGUGCUUGUCACCGUGCCGGUCUUUCGGUGGGAUCUAAGGGAAUUCACUCCCAGGCCUAAGUUUGAGCAGCUUGCAUCGGAUGGAAUAUUGUUUUGCGCGGGGUUUACAUGUAACUCAUACACUUUUCAGUUUUCAUGUAAAUCGUCUGGUACUUCUAACUAG